Caenorhabditis briggsae is the source of this 3273-nucleotide messenger RNA. RefSeq names its product Protein CBR-TAF-2 (gene Cbr-taf-2). Gene Ontology annotation, cellular component: transcription factor TFIID complex. The transcript has 6 exons. Gene Ontology annotation, biological process: transcription initiation at RNA polymerase II promoter. NCBI's taxonomy places the organism in Eukaryota, Metazoa, Nematoda, Chromadorea, Rhabditida, Rhabditidae. The coding region runs from base 1 to 3273 and encodes 1090 amino acids. The record is from RefSeq and is a predicted model, not a curated record. Gene Ontology annotation, molecular function: chromatin binding; transcription cis-regulatory region binding; metallopeptidase activity.
AUGGACGAUGGCGGUCGCGACGACAACAACGGAUUCGCCAUACCGUUCCCACCAAAGCCACGUAAUGACGUUCCGUCGACGUCAGCGGCGGCGUCAGCAGGACCAUCAGCAGCAGCAGCACAACCACCAAUAAUAAUAGAAGCGUCUAGCAAGUAUUAUGUGCCAGGAAUUAGGGAAAAAUCGAAAUUUCGCGUUUUAUCACAGCAGGUUGAAAUCUCCAAUAUCUGCUUCGCCACCAAAAGCUUUCAUGUUCGUUCGGAACUCGUCAUUUUGCCAUGCGAAGCCUCUCUCCGACAACUAGAUUUUCACAUUGGAAAGAGCAUCUUACUUCCAAAUGAGCUGCCCGAAGGAUCCGGAAAAAAAAUCACAAUCAACGGAAUCGAUUGUGAAUAUGUGCGAAGACGGCAUUUGGAAAAUGUGGCACAAUUAGCUGAGCAAUCGAAAAAUAUCCCAAGUCUCGACCCUCGACUCAGCGAGAAUCUUUUUGAAAAUGACUAUGAGCUGCAGAUCGCGGUGCCGAGAGAUCUAAAAAAGAAGAUGAAACACAAGAAAGCCGUUCGGCUACACAUCGAUACAGUAGUUCAAGAGCCGACGCGUGGUAUUCAAUUCGUGGAUUUCACUGGUGGACGAGAGGAGGAUGUUCAUAUGUUCACCUAUCAUACCCCAUAUAUGUCAGGAACUAGAGAAUGGACAGUGUGUCUCGACGAACCGGAUCAAUUGGCACUGUGGGAGUUAACAUUUGAAGUGGAUCCAGACCUGGUUCCAGUUUGUUCGGGAGAACUAGCCGAGAAGAGAAUAUGGAAUGGAAAGAUACUGUACCGAUUCAGUCAAACCGUGCCGACGAAUGCUUGUAAUAUGGGAUGGGCGAUAGGAAAGUUCAAAUUGGAACCUCAUCCAGAGCAACCGACGAUUUAUACUUUUGCCUUGGCUGGCCUCGACCACUUUGUCAACUUCACCACGUUGUAUCUGGAUAAAAUGGUGGAGUUUCUCGAGGAAAAACUCUCGUGUCGAUUCCCAUUUCCCACCCUGAAAGUAGUGUUUGUCGAUCAGGGACCAGAGGAAAUCCAAUGCUAUUCUUCACUUCUAAUCGUCCCCACCACACUACUCUAUCACAAAAAGAUCAUUGAUGUCGUGCAGGAAGUCCGCCAGAAACUCAUCCACGCCAUUGCUCAGCAAUUCUUCGGAUGUUUGAUUUCACCGGGAAGCUGGUGGAAUUGGUGGAUUGUCAAUUCCAUCGCAAGAUUCUUGACUAGUAUCUACGUAGAGACCAAACUGGGUACAGCUGAGUCACGAUGGCAAAUGAAGAGGUAUAUGGACGAUGUGUGUGAUUUCGAGCAUCAAUGGGGAAAGAUAGUUUUGUCUCCGGAGAAAUUGAUUGGGAAGAAGAUGCCUCUCCACGUGGAUCCUCGACAUGAGUACACAGCAAGUCCGCUUUAUGUGGAAGCUAUGCUCAAAAAGGGGUUUCUGACGAUUCGGAUGAUACAGAAAAGAAUAGGAAUGGAGCCUUUCAUGAGAGUGCUCCAUAGAUUGCUGACUGUUGGAUUGGACAUGAGUGAAAAGAAGCUGUUGCCACCUGCAUGGAAGCAUCUCCUGAUCACCACUGACUCCUUCUUCCGUAACAUUCAUUCAGUGACUGGAAAAGAGAUUCCAUCGUUUUUGGAUCAAUGGGUACGGGUUGGAGGUCAUGCUUCGUUUGCGAUCAAGUUCGAUUUCAAUCGAAAACGAAACUUGGUAGAGAUGGAAAUCAAGCAGGAGGAUUCAGAAGGCAAUGGAAGAAUGCAGUACACUGGACCACUUUCUGUAGUCGUCCAGGAGGUUGAUGGCGCUUUUAGCCAUACGAUUCAAAUUGAUGGAGCCGUUUCGCAUGCGGAAAUCUCUUGUCACUCGAAAGGAAGAAAACAGAAAAAGAAGAAGGUUCCAAUUCUAACUGGAGAGGAAAUUGAAAUCGAUUUGACGAAUAUGGACGCGGAAUCGCCAAUUCUUUGGCUUCGAAUCGAUCAUGAUUAUUUGUUGAUUCGAGAGAUCACGAUUAGUCAACCGAUGUUUCAUUGGGAGUAUAUGUUGAAGUACGAACGAGAUGUGAUUGCUCAGAUGGAGGCGUUGGAGAGGAUUCAGGCACUGCCGUCGGCUCAUAGUAGAAGUGUUAUCGUGGAUGCGGUGUCCAAUGAGAGAUUCUUUUAUAGAAUCCGAUCACGAGCCGCAUUCGUCCUUACAUCAGUUCAAAAUCGAAAAUCCGAAGCGAUAGCUGUAGGAACUCCUGUCCUAAUUAAUAUGUUCCGCGAGAACUUUGGCUCCAAAGCAGUCACCAACAUCCCUCGCUCUAAUAAUUUCGUUGUGACGGCUGAAAAACUUCAACAAUAUUUCGUAAUGCAAUCGAUCCCCCAAGCAAUCUCUCGUCUUCGAAAACCAUCUGGAGAAUGUAAUGAAGACGUUCUUCCAUUCCUUCUUGACCUCAUCAAAUUCAACGAUAACUCAACGAAUCGAUAUUCUGACGAUUUCUAUCGAGCAUCACUUUUCAACUCACUGGCUGCCAGUAUCUAUCCAUCAGAAUACCUACCCUAUCGAGUGGAUCUUCCCGAGAAUCUGAGCAAUGAGUUCAGAGUGAUGAUUAAGGAGUUCACAUAUGCUCUCAACAUGGAUACAGUCAAUCCAUCUUACGGACGUGUCGUUGGAAUCGCCGCUUUAAGUGGAUUGUAUCAACUUCAGAAGUGUGGAUAUCUUCCCCUGGAUUCUGAACUACUGUGGACUUUUGCCAAUCGAAAUUUGUGUAUUCAAAUGAGAAGAUGUGCUAUCACACUGAUAGUUGAUCGUAUUUCCAACGACACUAAUGCCUUGGAUACGCGGAUGGAGGAUCUUUCGAGGCUGUUGGAUCUGGUGGAGACGGAAACGGAUCCAUCGAUUCGGGCGAUGAUUCCAAAAUUAUUGGCGGAGACACCGCCAUUUGGAACUUAUAAUAACACCCAAUUCGGUUCCGAGAACACCUGCAACACGGAAGAAACCGCCAACAAACUAUGGUCCCUCUGCACCAACACACGCAUCGACGCAAAUAUCAGAAGUGGAUUCCUUGACGUCUUCUUCUCUCUGUAUGCCCUUGGAACACCUCCAGUACUGGGAGGGCCAGAUGAAGCAAGUGGAAUCCAUCGAUCCUAUGUUACCGUACCCAACGCCGCCGCCGUCCUUUCCACGUCGCAAUGGCACAAUAGUGGAUAUGAAGCGGCGAGACGGUCACCGCCACGACGAGAUUUCGGCGAUGAGAUGAAUUUGAUGCAUUAA